UCUAUCCAUUCAAAGCUCUCGCUUCGAAUCCGAACCGGCACACCCAGCAGCCGUUUCUAGAGUGCUCCCUGCCUUUCGAGAUCCCGCUCGCCACGAUGCCUGCACUCGCCAAGCCCGCCUCGCGCCCCGCCAAGACCGCCGCGGCGCCGAAGCCGAAGCUGAAGCCCGCCGCCGCAAAGCCCAAGGCCGCGGCAGCCGGCGCCUCCCACCCGCCCUACUUCGAGAUGAUCAAGGAGGCGAUCACGGCGCUCAAGGAGAGGACCGGCUCGAGCUCGCACGCCAUCGCCAAGUACAUGGAGGACAAGCACGGCCCCUCGCUGCCGGCCAACUACAAGAAGAUGCUCUCCAUCCAGCUCCGCGGGUUCGCCGCCAAGGGCAAGCUUGUCAAGGUCAAGGCGUCCUACAAGCUCUCCGACGCCGCCAAGAAGGAGGCCCCCAAGGGCAAGCCCGGUGCCGCCAAGACUGCCGCGGCCAAGCCGGCGAAGGCCGCCACGAAGCCGAAGAAGAGCGCCGCCGCCGCCAAGCCCAAGAAGACCGCGUCGGCCGCCGCCGGGACCAAGCGCAAGGCGCCGGAGAAGAAGGUCGUGGCGAAGCCGAAGAAGUCCCCCGCGGCGAAGGCCAAGGCCAAGCCAAAGACCGUCAAGUCCCCCGCCUCCAAGAAGGCCCGGAAGGUCGCCGCAUGAGAUGGUUCCAUAGGUCGUAGCUCUGAUUGUGGUGUGGUUGUCCCUAGGAGUUGUACAAAUGAAGUGCGUGCCCCAAACGUCUCUGAUCCGGUGUUGUGUUAGGCAAGUUCAAUCUAUCCAGGUCAGUGUUAGUGUAACAGAUGGUUAGGUUUCUUGUGAUGGAGAUGUAUCUCGCUCUCUUUAAGAAUAUAUGAAGUGAACUUGCAGUUCGCCUGGAAUC
This is a messenger RNA of Panicum hallii, 903 nucleotides long. Its product is annotated as histone H1-like. Gene Ontology annotation, molecular function: double-stranded DNA binding; structural constituent of chromatin; nucleosomal DNA binding. The record is from RefSeq and is a predicted model, not a curated record. Lineage: Eukaryota; Viridiplantae; Streptophyta; Magnoliopsida; Poales; Poaceae. The coding region runs from base 96 to 683 and encodes 195 amino acids. Gene Ontology annotation, cellular component: nucleosome; nucleus. Gene Ontology annotation, biological process: negative regulation of DNA recombination; chromosome condensation; nucleosome assembly. The transcript is spliced from 2 exons.